CUAUGUGGAUGUUACUGUCUAGCUCUGUGGUGCUACUGCUGAGUGGACUCUGCUCUGCAGGACCAGCUACUGUCCCACCAAAGAUAGGCACCUGCUGGGCGAUGGGCRACCCCCACUACCGCACGUUCGACGGCCACUACUACACCUUCAUGGGCAACUGCACCUACAUCAUGACUAAGAACUGCCAUGUUGACAAGGACCACCCAGCCUUUGAGGUGCAGGCCAAGAAUGUGGAGGAUCGCGCAAACUCGCAGCUUACCUCCGUGGGAAUGGUCACCGUCAAGGUUUACGGAGUCAACAUUGACAUUGUCAACUCUGAAUUUGGUCUUGUCCGGGUUAACUUCCAGUUAUGGAAUCUUCCCAUCAGCUUAGACAAUGGCAAAUUGAAACUCUCCCAGAGUGGAUUUUCAGUUGUCCUGGAGACAGACUUUGGUCUGAUGGUGCAGUAUGAUUGGCUGAAGUCCCUGGUGGUGACUAUGCCCAGGAGCCUGGCAGGCAAGGUGUGUGGCAUGUGCGGCAACUUUAAUGGCAAACAGGAUGACGAACUCACCACUCCCAGUGGCUCCCUUGCCAGUAAUGUUGUGGCCCUAGGCAAGAGCUGGAGGGUAUCAGACAAGGGAGGUGAUGCCUACUGCAGAGACGAGUGCAMAGGCCAAUGUGAGAACUGUACGAGCGGCUUGGUUAAGCACUUAGAAAGGGAGAUCUUUUGCACCUUUCUCACAGAAAUAAUGAAUGGACCCUUCAAAAACUGCAAUGCCGCCAUUGACUACAAGAUCUUAAAUGAGAACUGCUUGUAUGACCUUUGUCGGGGCGAGAUCAUGAAGACGUACAUGUGUGACACCCUGCAAGUGUACACCGAUGCCUGCCAGAGGGCUGGGAUCAGCGUGAACAACUGGAGAGGCAUUGCCCAUUGCCCCAAGCCUGAAUGCCCAGAGCACAGUCACUAUGAGUUCUGUGGAAACGCCUGCCCUGCCACCUGUGAAGACCCAAAUUCUCCCUCAAAAUGCAAAGCCAGCUGUGUGGAGGCCUGUACCUGUGACGAGGGCCACCUGCGCAGUGGGAACAAGUGUGUGCCUAAGUCUCAAUGUGGCUGCCAGUACAAAGGCCACUAUGUGGAAGCCGGAACAUCUUUCUGGGGGGAUGAGAGCUGUACCAAACGCUGUAACUGCAGCUCCACUGGUGGGAGAAUUGAGAGCCAGGUGGCCAGUUGUCCACUUGGACAGCAGUGCAAGGUGGUUGAUGGCAUAAGAGGCUGCUACCCUACAACCUUUUCCUCAUGCAUGGUGUCUGGUGAUCCACAUUACCACACCUUCGAUGGACAACUCUACAACUUCCAGGGCACCUGUGUGUAUCAGAUGGCUAUUGUCUGCUCCAAUGACACCAGCCUGGAGCCCUUUAGUGUUGCCAUACAGAACGAUGGGCGAGAUAAAAAGGUGGGGUCCAUCACCAAGCUGGUAGAGGUCAAGGUCUAUGGGUACACGAUUGUCAUCAGCAAAGAGCACCCAGGAUUUGUGAUGGUGAAUGGUGAACUUGUGAAUCUUCCUGUAAAACUCAAUAAACUGCACAUAUACAAGAGCGGUUGGUUUGCUGUGAUCAAAACUGACUUUGGGGUGAAAGUGUCCUAUGACUGGAACAGCGUAGCAACAGUCACCGUCCCCGACACUUAUGCAAGUGCAAUGUGCGGCAUGUGUGGCAACUACAACCACAAUCCAAAGGACGACAUGCAGAUGAAGGAUGGGAAGCAGGCUGCCACUGCAGAGGAGUUCGGUCAGAGCUGGAGAUUAACAAAGAUCCCUGGUUGUGUGAACGGCUGCAAAGGCCCCUGUCCUGACUGUAGCGUCACCCAGAGGGACCAGUACAUGACAAACAAGUACUGUGGCCUCAUCAGUGACCCAACAGGCCCCUUUCGUGACUGCCACUCCAAGGUGGAACCCAUGGGUUUCGUCCAAGACUGUCUGUAUGAUGUCUGUCUGUACCAGGGAAACAGGAACAUGCAGUGCAAUACCCUAACUGCCUACACAGCUGCCUGCCAGGAUAAAGGGGCCAUAGUCUACUCCUGGAGGACAGAUCAAUUCUGUGAUGCCCAGUGCCCUGCGAACAGCCACUAUAGGCUUUGUGCCCAGGGCUGUUCAGCCACAUGUCAGAGCCUGUCAGCACCCACUGGCUGUGAAGCUCUGUGCAAAGAGGAUUGUGCCUGUGAUGCUGGCUUCCUUCUCAGCGGAAACCAAUGUGUACAACUCUCCCAGUGUGGUUGUCUCCACGAAGGAAGAUACUACAAAAAUGGACAAGUCUUCUACCCCAAUGGACUCUGUCAGCAAGAAUGCACAUGCAAUGGCACGAUGAAGUGUCAGAACUUUUCCUGUGGACCCAAUGAGAAGUGUGAGGUGAAGAACGGCGUCAGGGCUUGCCAGCCUGUUGGAAAAGGAGUUUGUUCCAUCUCAGGCGACCCACAUUACAACACCUUUGACAACRGCACCUAUGACUUCCAAGGCACCUGCACCUACACUGCAGCUAAAGGCUGCCAUCUGGAAGGCACACACCUCAACCCCUUCUCUGUGGUGGUGGAGAACGAGAAGUGGUAUGCUMUGUCAUCAGCUCCAAAAGUGUCCGUUGCCAAGCUUUUGGCUGUAGAAGUCUAUGGUAAAAUUCUAAUUCUACGCAGGAACCAAAUCGGAAUGAUCAUGGUGAACGGCGUCCUGACUAACCUCCCACUGAGCCUAAACAACGGUGCAGUGCAGAUUUAUCAGGACGGCUCGAAUGAUGUCAUAUUGACAGACUUCGGCCUAAGAGUUACCUAUGACCUUGUGUACCACGUCACCAUCACCGUCCCUGGCAACUACAGAGGCAAGACCUGUGGUCUGUGUGGCAAUUUCAAUGGUAACAAGAAUGAUGAGUUCCUGCUACCUGGUGGACAGAUGGACAAAAACGUGAACUCUUUUGGGGCGGCCUGGAAGGUCAGCAUGCCUGGGGUGGUGUGUGAGGACGGUUGCAGCGGAGACYUCUGUCCCAAGUGUAACUCUAAGAAGAAAGCAGUGUUUGGUGCUGACUGUGGUAUCAUUACGGAUCCUAAAGGACCCUUUGCCGCCUGCCACCAUGAGAUAGACCCAGCCUCUUACUUCAGAGACUGCCUCUUUGAUGUCUGUAYGGCUGAGGGAGAUCAUAAAAUGCUUUGCCACAGUGUUGCUGCUUACAUGUUAGACUGUCAGGACUUUGGUGUAAAGAUCGAAAGCUGGAGAUCACCAACCUUUUGCCCGUUCUCCUGUCCUGCCAACAGCCACUACMAAACCUGUGCUGAAACCUGUGCAACUCCAUGUCCCGGCCUCUCUGACACCAUCAACUGUCCCACCACCUGUGUUGAGGGWUGUGCCUGCGACAAAGACUUCUACUUCAAUGGUACUGGCUGUGUUAGCUGGGACCAGUGCAGCUGCUAUACUGGUGGACACACCCUUAAGAUAGGGGAAUCCCUGAUUUCGGACAACUGCUUUGCGGUCCACAUCUGCCAAAAAUCUGGAGUUGUUCUGUCACAGUCUAUGGUGUGCCAGAGCGAAGAGAGCUGUCAGGUCAAGGAUGGUCUACGGGGAUGUUAUCCUAUCCCGUCACUUAAUGCAGGGGUACAUGACUGAUGAUAUGUGAGACAACUGAAGAACACUGCUAUUGGAGAAUCCCAG
This is a messenger RNA of Salvelinus sp. IW2-2015, 3668 nucleotides long. Its product is annotated as IgGFc-binding protein. Gene Ontology annotation, cellular component: extracellular matrix. The record is from RefSeq and is a predicted model, not a curated record. NCBI's taxonomy places the organism in Eukaryota, Metazoa, Chordata, Actinopteri, Salmoniformes, Salmonidae.